AAUAGGCGAUUGAGCCUGGGGCCCCCGAAGGUUCGACGGAAUUUCAGCAUAAAGUCGACAAGGAGAGCAUCUGACUCGCCUUCCUCUUAUUCAGUGCGUACUUGCUUGUUAAAUAUCGCUGUCUAGCCGGCUGCACCUUGGAUUGCGCCAUUGCGUGCCACUGACGUUAAUUCAUCCUGCCGUGGUUCGGGGAUCAUUAUCGGGAAGUUCCCCUCAUCUCCGCGGGGUUCUUGGAUGGCCUGAUCUCCGAAUUCUCGCCUUACCCGGAGACUGCUAGGAACAUUGAAACCUAGGACCAGAAUUUGCCCUUUGGAAUUCUGAUCGCCUAGUACUGACGAGAUGGGUCUGCUAGCGCUUGGGACGGCCCUGGACUGGCCAGAGGCCAAGAAGAGGGCAGAUCAGGUUCGCAAAUGGGGCAUUGAGCAAUUACUUGCCAAUUGGCAUAGAGCCAAGGGAAAAGAACGGAAUGCCCUUCUUUGGGGUGAUGAGGUCGAAUACCUCGUCGUAGCCGUUGACGAUGAGACGAAAAAAGCCCGCCUAUCUCUCGCCCAGGCCGAAAUCCUCAAAUCGCUUGCCAAGGACGAAGCGUUAUGGAAGGAAGGGAAUUCUUCUCAUUCUCAGAACAAGGAGCAUGAGGGUGAGGAACCACCUCAUUUCCACCCUGAAUUCGGUCGGUUCAUGUUGGAAGCCACACCGGGGAAGCCUUGGGGUAUCGAUUUCAAGGACCUACUGAAAGUAGAGUCAAAUAUGAAGUGGCGUCGUGAGGUUGCAAAGGCCCACAUGGCACCGAAUGAAAGCCCUAUCACUCUCACAACAUUUCCUCGUUUGGGGACAAAGGACGAUUAUAUCCAACCCUAUUAUCCCCCAUCAGGCCCUGCGCUUCGGUCGCAGUUCGUUCCUGACGAAAUCGCCAACCCCCAUAUCAGAUUUCCAACAUUGGCGGCUAAUAUAAGAUCGAGGAGGGGCCGGAAAAUCGAGUUAAACGUCCCCGUUUACAAGGAUAUAAAUACGCCUCAACCCUUCAAGGAUCCAACUGUGGACUAUGAUCUUCACAACUGGCCCGAGGAUGAUGAUGUCAGAAAUGGCGCGGCUAAAGAUGGCCAUGUUUACAUGGACGCUAUGGCAUUCGGUAUGGGCAGUUGUUGUCUUCAGAUAACUUUCCAAGCGAAGAAUAUGACAGAAGGAAGGAAGCUGUACGACCAACUGAGCCCGCUAGGCCCAAUUCUUUUGGCCCUGACAGCCGCUACCCCUAUCUAUAAGGGGUUUCUUGUUGAUACAGAUGUCCGUUGGAAUCAGAUCAGCGGGGCUGUCGAUGACCGAACGCGAGAGGAACUUGGUGAACUUCCCUUGAGAAACGAUAGAUGGAGGAUUCCAAAAUCCAGAUACGCUUCCAACUCAACUUAUAUCUCCCAAGACCCUAGGCUAAGGAAAGAAUAUCUGGAUCCCAACCUCAUUAUUGAUGAAGACAUCAAAAAGCGCUUGAUCGAUGAUGGUAUGGAUGAUCUUUUGGCGACACAUUUCGCACACCUGUUCAUUCGCGAUCCGUUGGUUAUAUUUUCGGAAGACCUCGAGGAGCUAGACUUGAACAAAGCAGACCAUUUUGAAAACUUGCAGUCGACCAAUUGGCAGCACAUGCGUUUCAAGCCACCACCGCCUGACAAGGAUGAUAUUGGCUGGCGAGUCGAAUUCCGAUCCAUGGAGAUUCAGAUGACGGACUUUGAGAACGCUGCAUUCAGUAUUUUUAUUGUGCUCGUGACUCGCGCAAUCCUGAGUUUCGAUCUCAAUUUCUACAUCCCAAUCCAGCGUACGACAGAGAACAUGGAGACGGCGCAUGCUCGCAACGCAGUGUUGGAACAGAAGUUCUAUUUCCGCAAAGACCCAUUUGCUCGUCGCAGGCAGAACCAGCAAUCACCAAAUGGUAGCAACGUCUCAUCUACCACAUCAUCUGCUCACAACACACCACCCCCAUCACCGCCGCUAAACCCGGUGGAGUCCGAAUACGACCUCAUGACUAUUGCUGAUAUCAUCAACGGCUCCGCUGAUGGGUCUUUCCCCGGAUUGAUCCCACUCGUUGAAUCUUACUUGAACAGUGUCAAUGUGGAUGUCGAGACACGCUGCUCUCUCGCUAGCUACCUUGACUUAAUACGCAAACGUGCGAACGGUACGCUUUGGACUGGAGCCAAAUGGAUUCGAGAGUUCGUUGCGUCACAUCCUGGAUAUAAGCAUGACAGCGUUGUUUCGGAGGAGAUCUGUUACGAUUUGGUGAAGGCCGUGGAUGAGAUGACCGUGAAGGAGGGCAAACACGGCACCGUUGGAUGGGAACUCCUCCGAGGCAAGAAGAAUUAGACGACCCAAGGAAAUUUUUGCUGCAUAUAGAUGUAGAUAGCAUGAUCUUCAUAUACUUUACACUUUGAUGGUUACGGAUAAAUACGACGCUGCCUUUUUGUUGGCUCCUUGAGGACACUCAAAACUGUUGUCAGGCUAUUCAUUUCUGCUCGCCGCGCUCUUUCCUACUCUUUCCUAUUCA
Aspergillus ibericus CBS 121593 is the source of this 2527-nucleotide messenger RNA. Its product is annotated as glutamate--cysteine ligase. The coding region runs from base 340 to 2346 and encodes 668 amino acids. Gene Ontology annotation, molecular function: glutamate-cysteine ligase activity. Gene Ontology annotation, biological process: glutathione biosynthetic process. The record is from RefSeq and is a predicted model, not a curated record. The transcript is spliced from 7 exons. Lineage: Eukaryota; Fungi; Ascomycota; Eurotiomycetes; Eurotiales; Aspergillaceae. Gene Ontology annotation, cellular component: glutamate-cysteine ligase complex.